Messenger RNA from Bacidia gigantensis, 2361 nucleotides. RefSeq lists its product as uncharacterized. Gene Ontology annotation, molecular function: dolichyl-phosphate-mannose-protein mannosyltransferase activity. NCBI's taxonomy places the organism in Eukaryota, Fungi, Ascomycota, Lecanoromycetes, Lecanorales, Ramalinaceae. The coding region runs from base 1 to 2361 and encodes 786 amino acids. The transcript is spliced from 3 exons. Gene Ontology annotation, cellular component: endoplasmic reticulum; membrane. The record is from RefSeq and is a predicted model, not a curated record. Gene Ontology annotation, biological process: protein O-linked glycosylation via mannose.
AUGUCGAGCAAUAGCGUCCGCCAUCGAGGCGGCAACAAAGAAAAAUCCUUACCUCCCUCUCCACCGCAAGACAUGGAUGGCAAGGCGAACGGCGGAAUUGAUCAGACGAUUGACAGCCUCCCAAAGGCAGUGAAAAGAGACUGGGAAUACAAAGUAGCUCUAGCUCUCAUAACCUCUGUUGCUUUUGUGACGCGGUUUUGGGGUAUUGGACAUCCUAACGAAGUGGUGUUCGACGAAGUUCAUUUUGGGAAGUUUGCAUCGUAUUACCUUGAGAGGACAUACUUCUUUGACGUCCAUCCCCCUUUCGGAAAACUUCUUUUUGCUCUCAUGGGAUGGUUCGUUGGCUAUGAUGGACACUUCCACUUUGAAAACAUCGGAGACUCAUACAUUUCGAACAAGGUGCCUUAUGUCGCAUUCAGAGCUAUGCCCGCGCUUUUGGGAUCACUGACAGUCCCUACCGUUUUUCUCAUAAUGUGGGAAUCUGGCUAUACGUUACCAGCUGCGAUUGUGGCUUCGAGUCUCGUUCUCUUCGACAAUGCCCACAUUGGCCAAACAAGAUUGAUAUUGCUUGACGCCACAUUGGUCUACGCGAUGUCCGUCAGCGUACUUUGCUACGUAAGAUUCUACAGGAUGAGGCAUGAGCCUUUUUCGAGGAAAUGGUGGAAAUGGCUUCUCCUGACAGGAGUUGCUUUGAGUUGUGUUAUUUCAACCAAAUACGUUGGAGUUUUCACUUUCUUCACUAUCGGCUGCGCUGUCGCCAUAGAUUUAUGGGGUCUUUUUGAUAUCAAUCGACCAGGAGGCGCUCUCUCUUUACCCGACUUUGGAAGGCAUUUCGCCGCGCGGCUUACAGGACUUAUCAUUGUACCCUUCUUGAUAUACUUAUUCUGGUUUCAAGUUCACUUUGCCAUUCUAUACAGAUCGGGUCCUGGUGAUGAUUUCAUGACGCCGGAGUUCCAAGAAACACUGUCUGAUAAUCUUAUGGCUUCCCAAGCGGUUGGGGUGGACUACUAUGACUCUGUCUCGAUCAAACACAAAGAAACAAAGACUUAUCUACAUAGCCAUCCUGACCGCUACCCUCUUCGCUACGAUGACGGUCGAGUGUCCAGUCAAGGCCAGCAAGUGACUGGUUACCCUUUCAAUGAUACAAACAACUACUGGCAAAUCGUACCUAAUAAAGUUCAUGAUCCCUCUGAUGUUGCGCCAGGACAGCAGGUCAAAAAUGGAGACUUCGUAAAGCUGCGUCAUUUGGUGACGGAUACGUACUUGCUCUCUCAUGACGUGGCUUCCCCAUACUACCCAACCAAUCAAGAGUUCACCUCUGUUGACGUUGAACAUACCAACGGUGAUCGUUAUAACGACACGCUCUUUCAAGUUAUGAUCGAAAAUGGAAAGAGCCAACAGCCACUUAAGACUAUGUCUGGGCAUUUCAAACUCAUCCAUGCCCCAUCCCGUGUCGCAAUGUGGACACAUACUAGCCCCCUCCCUGAAUGGGGCUUUAAGCAAGCGGAAAUCAAUGGUAAUAAGAAUUUACAGCAGUCCAGCAAUAUCUGGUAUGUCGAGGAAAUACCCUCCAUACCGACCGAUUCGCCUCGUCUAGAAAAAGAGGAGAGAAAGGUCAGAAGCAUGCCUUUCCUCAAGAAAUACAUCGAACUCCAGCGAGCAAUAUUUUUCCACAAUAACGCUUUGACAAGUAGUCAUCCAUAUGCAAGCCAACCGGUUCAGUGGCCCUUCCUACUUCGAGGAGUGAGCUUCUGGACACAUAAUGAUACAAGGCAGCAGAUCUACUUCCUUGGCAAUCCAAUUGGAUGGUGGCUAGCUAGCUCAUUGCUUGCCGUCUUUGCCGGCAUUGUUGGUGCGGACCAGCUAUCUCAGCGCCGUGGUGUCGACAGCUUGGAUGAGCGUACCCGUUUCCGCCUUUACAAUAGCACUGGCUUCUUUUUCCUUUGCUGGGCUGCCCAUUACCUGCCCUUUUACCUUAUGGGCCGCCAGCUUUUCUUGCAUCACUAUCUUCCCGCUCACUUGGCGUCCGCACUUGUUUCUGGUGCCCUUCUAGAAUUCAUCUUCAACUUAGACCCAGAUGGCCUAGAUUCCAAUUUUAUUGCAGAGACCACGGGUCGCUCGCCAUCCAAAGGCCCUAAAAAAUCGAGCGAGCUUGAUCGAACAGGAAAACGGGUGGUCGUGCCUGCUAAGCAGAGAGCUGGCGGAAUGCUAGGGCUGUGGGCUGCUAGUGGACUUGUGCUCGCUGUAGUCAUCUUUGGCUGGUAUUGGUACUUACCUUUAACUUAUGGGAAACCUGGCUUGACGGCGCAGGAAGUGAAUGCGAGGAAAUGGUUGAGCUACGACUUGCAUUUCGCGAAGUGA